Messenger RNA from Mercenaria mercenaria, 927 nucleotides. RefSeq names its product flavin-containing monooxygenase 5-like. The coding region runs from base 220 to 912 and encodes 230 amino acids. The transcript has 5 exons. Gene Ontology annotation, molecular function: N,N-dimethylaniline monooxygenase activity; NADP binding; flavin adenine dinucleotide binding. The record is from RefSeq and is a predicted model, not a curated record. NCBI's taxonomy places the organism in Eukaryota, Metazoa, Mollusca, Bivalvia, Venerida, Veneridae.
UUAUAAUGUUUGACUGUAACAAUUUACGUACACGUAUCAUGUGAUCUUUGAUAAUUUUAGAAAUAUUUUUAAAGUUCGUGAAAUUAUGACAAGUAAUAUAUAUAUAAGUAUUUACUUACUGUGACACUGAACUCUAGUAUAGGCUACGUUGUGUGGAAGGACUUUACUGUCAUAAGUAGGGCCCCUAAAUAGGAGUUCUGGAGAAAAUAGACUGUAGAAAUGGUGAACUCGGUGGCAGUGAUAGGUGGUGGGGCUAGUGGUCUCACCGCUGUGAAGUGUUGUCUAGACGAGGGACUGACUCCCACAUGCUUUGAAAGGUCAGAUCAUAUUGGUGGACUGUGGCAUUACACAGAAAAGGCAAAAGAAGGUCAUACAACAGUGAUGAAAAACACGAUAGCGAACGUAAGCAAGGAAGUUACGGCCUACAGUGAUUUUCCGCCGGCGCCGGAACUUCCAGUUUACAUGCACAAUAUGGAUUUAGACGAGUAUUUAAAUAUGUAUGCAGAUAACUUCGAUCUGGGGAAGCAUAUUCGACUCAACACAGAAGUUGUCCAUAUCUAUGAAACAGAAGACCACAAGGUCACGGGCCGUUGGAAUGUGAAGGUCAAGGAUGUUACUAGUGACAACACGAACUUGAUGACGUUUGACGCUGUCUUGAUCUGUACAGGGGUUUUCUCAAGACCAUUUAUGCCAACAUAUGCAGGGAUCGAGGAAUUUAAAGGACGCUUGAUUCACACUCAAGAUUACAAGAAUUCAAAGGGUUGUGAGGAUAAGCGCGUGGUUGUUGUUGGUAUUGGCAACUCGGCUGUGGACGCCGCUUGCGACAUUAGUGAUGUUUGUCGUCAGGUAGGUACCGUAAAAAACCUUCCAGUUAGGAACAUCGUCGAACAUAAGAAGCUCGAAACAACGUAACUUCAAAACUACGAU